UGACAGUGGCAGCAGUGUUGGAAACAUGGCAAUUUUGGUACAACUACUUGGCACAAUUGUUGUGUGCUUCUUAACAAUGACCAUGGGUUUGAUAUUCACGUGGCCAUCGUCAACUAUUAUACUCUUCAAAUCUGAGAAUACAACGCUACACAGAGUGAUAACAGAGACAGAGGCCUCACUAGUGGGCAGUCUGUCGAGUAUAGGAGCCUUAUUCGGUACUCCAUUAGCCGGACUACUUUUGGACAGGCUUGGGAGGAAAGGCACUGGAGUUUUAUUCUCGCUGCUGAGUGUUGUAUGCUGGACUAUGGUUGCAGUCAGCAACCGUGUGGAGGUAGUGCUGGCUUCUCUAUUCUUGUCAGGGUUAGCUGGCUCGUCCUUUCUCGUCGUGCCGGUGUUCGUGGGGGAAUUCUGUCAAGAUUCCAUUAGAGGGUCCAUGGUGACGGCUGCCAUAGUGUUCUAUGGUGUGGGAAUGUUGCUCUCAUAUUUGAUGGGGGGCCUGCUUUCUUACUGGAACAUGAUAUAUGCCUCCCUCACUCUGGCCACUACUAAUGUGUGUUUGCUGAUCAUUCUGAAGGAGUCACCGACAUUUUUGUUGUCCAAAGGUUUGGAGAAGGCGGCAGCGGAGUCUGUAGCUUUCUAUAGAAGCGCGAAGCAAAAUUCGAUGGAAGUGUUGCAGGAGAUGGCAUUGAUCAAGCGAGUGCUCAACGCGAACGCCGAUGGUACCACACCUAUUGAGGAGAAGUUAAACCCAUCAAUGGAGAAAGAGAAAUUACCCGUGUGGCAAUAUUUCAAGAAGUCAAGAUCAACCCGUCGGGCGAUGUUCGUGACCCUGGUGCUGGUGACGGCGUCGAUUCUCCAAGGUCUGAUCGUGGUGCAGGUGUACGCGCAGCCGCUAUUCUUGUCCGCAGCGCCGGAGAUGUCGGCCACCCUCGGCAGCGUUAUAUUCGUUAUCGGCGUCUUGUCCGGUAUUCCUGCGGCGUACAUGGUUGAUGCGUUUGGACGGAGGCCUCUGCUAAUCUACGCAUCCAUCGCCGAUGGUCUGUGUUGCGUCAUUUGCGGGUCCCUGAUCCAUUUGCAGUGGGGUCCGAGCUAUUUGACCCCAAUGUUUAUAUUCAUAUUCUGCAGCGUGUACACUAUUGGGCCAGGAAGUGUACCUUACGUGUUCUACGCUGAAGUGUUCCUGCCAGAGGUCAGAAGUUACGUAAACAUGGUAGUGGUGGAAUGGGCGUGGCUGUGUAACUUCCUCAUCCUGAUAAUCUUCGACCCCCUGGCUCGUGCUAUCGGCCUGGGACCCGUGUUCUACCUCUUCGCCGUCGUCUGCUUCUUCACGGCGCUGUUCUCUGUAUAUUACAUGCCAGAGACUAAGGGAUUGGCGGCGGACGAAAUUCAAUUGUUGUUUACACCUAAGAAACGUAGACGGCAUAUUCAGACUUAUGAAUAUUAGUGAUUUUUUACGCAGUGCAGUGCAGUGUUGCCAAAUUGGUUCAUUUUUCCUCAAUUUACGGUAAAACUUUUGUAUCUCGAAAAAAUGUUUUCGACAUUUUUGGGAAAAAAUAAAAUCGA
Messenger RNA from Galleria mellonella (greater wax moth), 1563 nucleotides. Its product is annotated as facilitated trehalose transporter Tret1-like. Gene Ontology annotation, cellular component: membrane. NCBI's taxonomy places the organism in Eukaryota, Metazoa, Arthropoda, Insecta, Lepidoptera, Pyralidae. Gene Ontology annotation, molecular function: transmembrane transporter activity. The record is from RefSeq and is a predicted model, not a curated record. Gene Ontology annotation, biological process: transmembrane transport.